UAAUUAGGGCGCGACUAAAAUGCGCGCGAUGCUUUUAGUUCGAAGCAUCGGUCUCUGGACGUGAAGUGGAAGUGCUCUAGGGUUUACAUUUCGUAUCGAAGAUUCUCCCACUGCCAAAACAAAUUCGGUAGCCAUGGCGAGCACCAAAGUUCAGAGGAUUAUGACUCAACCGAUUAACUUGAUAUUCAGAUUUCUUCAAAGUAAAGCUCGUAUUCAGAUUUGGCUAUUUGAGCAAAAAGACCUUAGGAUCGAAGGCCGAAUUAUUGGAUUUGACGAGUACAUGAAUUUAGUUCUUGAUGAUGCUGAGGAAGUUAAUGUUAAGAAAAAGAGUAAAAAAGCACUCGGGAGGAUUCUUCUCAAAGGAGACAAUAUAACGUUAAUGAUGAAUACGGGAAAAUGAUGAUCAUCCAGCAGACCACAUUAUUGAGAUAGUUUUCACUUGCAUCGUAUGGCGUUAUAGCUUUUACAAUCAUCUUCCUUUUGGAGUUGUAUCUUUCAACGUUUUAAUCCAUCGAUGAUUAACUAGUUAUUAUUUGGAAGUAUAAUGUUAUUUCGCUGUUGGUAGAUAAUAUCCUUUUAAUUUAUCGUCCUUAUAACCGGUUGUUUA
Messenger RNA from Cucurbita pepo subsp. pepo (vegetable marrow), 607 nucleotides. RefSeq lists its product as uncharacterized. Lineage: Eukaryota; Viridiplantae; Streptophyta; Magnoliopsida; Cucurbitales; Cucurbitaceae. Gene Ontology annotation, biological process: mRNA splicing, via spliceosome. Gene Ontology annotation, molecular function: RNA binding. The record is from RefSeq and is a predicted model, not a curated record. Gene Ontology annotation, cellular component: spliceosomal complex.